AGGUGUUUGUUUAGACAGUGGCUGUGUAGAGAAGACUAUGUUCAACUUUUAAAAAGUUGAUUACAAACAUUGUACAUUUCAUGAUGCAAUUCUUAUCUUUUCUUACUCCCUUUCUUAUAGAGUCGUCGAAGUACAUCAGCUUCGAUAUUGCUUCCUUCUGGAACCAGGUGUUUGUUUGGACAGUGGCCACCGUCGCCUUCAUCAACAUCUUAAAGUUUCUUCGCCUCCUUCGCUUCAACCCGCUCAUGUCCGUCUUGAUGACGUCAUUACGGCACAUGUUACCAGAGGUCGCGGGCUUUGCCGUCUACUUCACCUUCCUGUUUCUGUCAUUCGUGCAGCUGGGACACUUGGUGUUCGGACUGAAAAUACAGGAAUACUCCACGAUUGUCGCCUCAGGAAAGAGUCUCUUCCUCUGUUCACUGGGGAGUUUCAAUUUUGAUGAAAUUCUAAGCACCAGUAGAAUCAUCGGGCCCUUGUUCCUGUACGCCUAUCUGUGCAUCGUCUUCAUCAUCAUCACCAACAUCCUGGUGGCCAUCAUCAAUGAUGCACUUGUGGUCAUGAGAGGGUUCACGCCGCCUCCGGAACAUAGGGAGAUUCUGGACGAGUUGUGGAGGAGGCUUGCCAACUUCCUUGGUCUGGCUAACACUGCAAGUCAGGAGGAUGACAUGCUGGCAUCGGAGAAAUUGAAUGAUCGUUUGACUCGACUGGACCUUCUUACACGGGCCAUGAAGGAGAGACAAGUCGCAGAGAAUGUGAUGCGAAGCUACUAUCAGGCUUUUGAAUUACCUAGAAAAUGACGUUGUCAUUGGUCAAAUGAUGCCAUGUUAAUUUAGAAAUCAUGCGAUCUCCAAGAAUGGUGUAGUAGGCUGAGGUCAUUUUAUGAACCAUUCUAAAUAUAAA
Messenger RNA from Branchiostoma floridae (Florida lancelet), 900 nucleotides. Its product is annotated as polycystic kidney disease 2-like 2 protein. Bases 81 to 797 code for a protein of 238 amino acids. The record is from RefSeq and is a predicted model, not a curated record. Gene Ontology annotation, biological process: detection of mechanical stimulus. Lineage: Eukaryota; Metazoa; Chordata; Leptocardii; Amphioxiformes; Branchiostomatidae. Gene Ontology annotation, molecular function: calcium ion binding; calcium channel activity. Gene Ontology annotation, cellular component: membrane. The transcript is spliced from 3 exons.